This is a messenger RNA of Cucurbitaria berberidis CBS 394.84, 1368 nucleotides long. Its product is annotated as folic acid synthesis protein-like protein. Gene Ontology annotation, biological process: tetrahydrofolate biosynthetic process. The record is from RefSeq and is a predicted model, not a curated record. Gene Ontology annotation, cellular component: mitochondrial envelope. Lineage: Eukaryota; Fungi; Ascomycota; Dothideomycetes; Pleosporales; Cucurbitariaceae. Gene Ontology annotation, molecular function: dihydropteroate synthase activity; 2-amino-4-hydroxy-6-hydroxymethyldihydropteridine diphosphokinase activity. The transcript is spliced from 3 exons. The coding region runs from base 1 to 1368 and encodes 455 amino acids.
AUGGCACAUCGGGCGGUUAUUGCCCUAGGGAGCAACAUGGGUGACAGAGUAGCCAUGAUUGAACAGGCUUGUAAAGAGAUGGAAUCCACUGGUAGGAUCAAGAUCAAGCGAACGAGCAGCCUGUGGGAGACUAAGGCGAUGUACGUCCUUGAUCAAGACAUGUUCGUCAAUGGUGCUUGUGAGAUAGAAACCUCAUUGUCGCCAAUUGAACUCUUAGAUGAGCUUCAAGCCAUCGAAAAUAGGAUGGGUCGAGUGAAGGUCAUUGACAAAGGCCCAAGGAACAUCGAUCUGGAUAUCUCGCUUUAUGGCAAUCUGACAUUCUCGAAUGAGAGAUUACAAAUACCUCACUUACUGAUGCUCGAAAGAGAAUUUGUGCUUCGUCCGCUUUGCGAGAUUAUACCGGAGGAGGUUCAAGGAAAUCUACCCAUCAAAGGAACGCUCCAGCAACACCUCGCACGACUACCGCCGUCAGAUGUGCCGCUCUCGCCAAUGACGCCCCUCGCGCCUGGCUCUCUUCACAUUUCUGCUUUCCACUCACAGCGCGACACACGGAUAAUGUCUAUCCUGAAUGUCACCCCAGACUCUUUCUCUGACGGUGGUAAGAACUAUAACAUCGAGGAAGCUACACUAGCCGCCACAAUCAAGUCCCACGUCGCAGCCGGAGCAACCGUCAUCGACGUUGGUGGGCAAUCUACUAGACCCGGCUCUGUGCAAGUAUCCUUCAAGGAAGAACUGUCCCGCAUACUGCCUGCCGUAACACUCAUUCGCUCCCUCCCCGAAGCCAAGAACAUGGCAAUCAGUGUGGACACAUACCGUGCCAACGUCGCCGAGGCAGCUAUAAAGGCUGGUGCAGACAUCAUCAACGAUGUUAGCGCAGGCUUGCUGGACGAGGCCAUGCUGCCUACUGUCGCAAGAUUAGGCUGUACCAUAUGCCUCAUGCACAUGCGUGGCACGCCAGAGACCAUGAGCAACCUAGCAUCCUAUCCCGACGGCGUUGUUGAGACUGUAGGAAGGGAACUCCUUGAGCGCGUCCGCGCAGCAGAAGAAGCGGGCAUUCGGCGCUGGCGCAUUAUUUUAGAUCCUGGAAUCGGCUUUGCAAAGACACAAGAACACAAUCUCGAACUACUACGGCGACAGGGUGAAUUGAGGAAUUAUCCUGGUCUUGAAGGUUUACCGUGGCUUGUGGGGACGAGUCGAAAGGCAUUUGUUGGGAAGAUUACGUGUGUGAAAGAAGCGAAGGAUAGGGUUUGGGGAACUACGGCUGCAGUCACAGCCGCGAUACAGGGUGGUGCGGACAUUGUGAGGGUGCAUGAUGUGCAAGAAAUGGUCCAGGUUGCUAAGAUGGCAGAUGCGAUCUGGCGCGUGUAA